ACGCUCUCUUUCCACUUUGUCCGGGCGACGAAGGAUAACGAUGGUCCCCGGGUUCGCUAGGGCCCUUCAUCCCAGAUUCAGAACUCACGGCUUUCAUCUCCAGUCGUAACCAGUACUUACUAGUACAGUAUUUGUUUGUGACAUUCGAAUGUUAGCCUGGCCUCGAUCUCUUUCUUGCCGGACACAACAUCAUCCUAGCACAGGAUAAGCUGGACUUGAUCUGCUAGCAGCCCAAGCACCUGAACGUUAGAGGCACCCAAGAGGUAGCUGACCACCAGAAUGGCCGGUCAUUCAACCUCAACAAAAUUGAAACCACAACCGGCAUCAACAUGGCCAACCUACAUGCUCGGAACUGCUAUCCUGGCAGCCAUAAUAGCCCUUGUCGCCCUCGGUGACCCUCUCAAUCUGCAACUGACGCUUCUAGACUGGACAUCGGCGUCGACGUUCACGUCAAUUGCACAACGCAUGAGCCCGAUCGAGCCGACGGACUACAUGGCCCGGGCAAAGCGUCUGCUUCAAGGUACGCCGUUGAUCGACGGUCACAACGACUUCCCUUAUCUUCUGAGACAGCAGCUGCACAACCAGAUCUACGACCACGACUUCGACAGCGAGCGCAUCGGAAGCCACAGCGACUUCCAGAAGAUGAAAGACGGCAUGAUGGGCGGGCAGUUCUGGUCCGUCUACGUGCCAUGCCCGGAAGAUCUGGUCCCCGGCGUCGACCUGAGUGACCCGAACAAGCGUGUUCCAGACCUCAAUGAACCAAAUUGGGCGGUCCGAGACACGCUCGAGCAAAUCGACAUCACCAAGCGUCUGGUGGCUCACUACCCGGCUCUCCUCGAACUCUGCGUCGAACCUUCAUGUGUCCGUCGCGCCCACAGAAAAGGCAAGAUAGCCAGCAUGAUCGGUGUGGAGGGAGGCCACCAAACGGGCAAUUCACUCGGUUCUCUGAGGCUGUUCUUCGAAAGCGGCGUCCGAUACAUGACGAUAACUCAUAAUUGCGACAACGCCUUUGCGACAUCCUGGGUCAGCGUGGAUUUGGAAAGUGGCAAAGACGCUGGGCUCACCAAGUUCGGCGCCGACGUCAUUCGCGAAAUGAAUCGCCUCGGCAUGCUGGUCGAUUUGAGCCAUGUCUCGCCAAACACGAUGCGAGAUGCGCUGAAAGUGGCCCGGGCACCUGUCAUUUUCUCACAUUCUGGUGCUUACAGCGUGAACAAGCAUCUGCGCAACGUUCCCGACGAUGUCCUUGCGGCCGUCAAACGCAACGGAGGGAUAGUCAUGGUGCCCGCGAUCACCUUCUUCAUGAAUUGGGAGCAUCCAGAAGAAGCGACACUGGAAGAUCUGAUUGACCAUAUCCUCUGGAUUGCCGAUAAAGCCGGAUGGGAGCACGUUGGCUUGGGAUCUGAUUUCGAUGGCUCGGCUUCUGUUGUGAAGGGUCUUGAGGAUACAUCGCAGUGGCCGAACCUGAUCGCAAGCCUUCUGGCUCGUGGUAAUGUUACUGAUGCGCAGGUGAAGAUGUUGCUCGGCGACAAUCUAUUGCGCGUCUGGGAAGAAGCCGAACGGUUGGCGAAGAAGUUUCAGAGCCAGGGAGAGCUGCCCUGCGAGGAAAACUGGGAAGGAAGAGUGUGGGAAACUGUAAACCAUGACCCCCCGAAACUGUUUCCGGGGAAAUGAAGACUGUUUCUUGCUGAGAGGAGGUAGCCGGCUGCUGGUGGAUGAAGGUCCUUAAGAGGCCCUGGUACCUACCAAAAGGAGUGUCUGGUCGUAAAGAGCGGUGGCCAGCAACUUGUGAAGUCGACGUUGCCCCCCAAUGACAGUACUCUACCCUCUAGCCAAAUUGUGCGUGUACAGUCGAUGUUCCUUGGACAAUUCAGCUCGCGAGUGGUGGCCAAACAGGACACAUGAAAAUGUCG
Messenger RNA from Exophiala xenobiotica, 1910 nucleotides. RefSeq lists its product as uncharacterized. Bases 280 to 1671 code for a protein of 463 amino acids. The record is from RefSeq and is a predicted model, not a curated record. NCBI's taxonomy places the organism in Eukaryota, Fungi, Ascomycota, Eurotiomycetes, Chaetothyriales, Herpotrichiellaceae. The transcript is spliced from 3 exons. Gene Ontology annotation, molecular function: metallodipeptidase activity. Gene Ontology annotation, biological process: proteolysis.